UAGUGUUGACUGAAUGACAGAUCACUGCAACCAUGGCUUCAAUCGGACACUGAAUUGAUUGUCAUUUCUUUGCGGAAGACUUUACGGACAAACAGACGGACAGACACUGCGGACAGACGUCUCGGUCUCGACCACACGCGACGAGUGCACCGCCGAAGCCAUCCAUAAAUAUGAUACACAACAACGAAGUGAUUUCCAUCGAAGAGGAUCUCCUGAACUGUCGCCAAAUGAUCCGUCGGUUUACGUUUAAUAACCGCAAUAACAACCUCCGCAUCGGUGUCCUAACCAUCGGCGCCUCACUCGUGUCCUGCGAACUCGACGCCCACCAGAUCAUUGUCAACCAUCACCCCAACGGCUCCAACAACAGCCACAGUCCGGCCCACGAGUCGGCCCUCAGUCGCACCAAUUGGAUCAGUCAUGUGAGAGGACCCGACACACUGUCCCUCACAGCCGGCCUCUCCUCAUCGCAGUCGCAGUCCGUUGUCUAUCAGUUGACUCAAGAGAAUCAGUUGAUUGUCACCGGAAGGUUCAAAUCGCAGCAACAGCUCCUCAAUCCAUACUUCUUUAAUUUGAAUUGCGCAACAAGUAAGACAUCACUGGACGGCCACUACCUUCAGGUGCGGUCGUCGGACGCCACGGCUCUCAUCCGACAGCAAAUCACGUCAAAUAAUUGCGGCGCCGAUAAUGAGAUCAAUUUCGUGACGGCCAACGCCUGUGCAAUACCGGUG
Molecule: messenger RNA, 728 nt
Organism: Oppiella nova
Lineage: Eukaryota; Metazoa; Arthropoda; Arachnida; Sarcoptiformes; Oppiidae
Source: the annotation of a GenBank genome assembly